Messenger RNA from Lachnellula hyalina, 645 nucleotides. RefSeq lists its product as uncharacterized. Lineage: Eukaryota; Fungi; Ascomycota; Leotiomycetes; Helotiales; Lachnaceae. Bases 1 to 645 code for a protein of 214 amino acids. Gene Ontology annotation, molecular function: acyltransferase activity, transferring groups other than amino-acyl groups. The transcript is spliced from 2 exons. The record is from RefSeq and is a predicted model, not a curated record.
AUGUCACCCUCUCCCCCCGCAAUCAUCCUCGCAACCGAGCCAGACGCCCCCGCCCUCGCAUCCCUCACAACCUCCUCCUUCGCCUCCUCCGACGCCGCAUACCCUUUAAUCUGGGGUUCCGCAGCCCCAGGGACCCACGACGCAGUAGCACUUAACGGUCUCUUUUCGCCCGUGCAGAAAGCAGAUAGAGUUACGUUUAAAGCCGUGCUUGCGAGUGGUGAGAUUGUGGGAUUGGCAACGUGGAAUAUGCCAAAGGAAAGUAUGUCUGCGGGAGAAGGGGGAGGGACGGGAUUGCCGUUUAUUGAGGGGGUGGAUAUGGGGUUGUGGAAUGAGACGGCGAUGUGUUUUAAAGGGUGUUAUGAGCGGGAUGUUGAUGUGUUGAAAGAUAUAUCACUCUCUUUGCUGUUCGUACAUCCUGAGUAUCAGCGCCAUGGAAUAGGCUCUUUGCUACUGGACUGGGGGCUGAAGAAGGCGGAUGAGAUGAAGGCGAAGAUCUGGGUUGCCAGUACGCCGCAGGCAGUGAGCACGUAUGAGAGGAAUGGCUGGAGGGUUGUUGAGAGGUAUGAUGUUGUGCUGGAGAAGUAUGGUGGGCAGGGGGGUUAUAGUAGGGCUUGGAUGGUUAGAGAAAUACCUACGACGGCAUGA